AUGUCAAAGGGCGGGAGCGACCAGCUUGAUUCGCAAGAUCGGAGGGGUAAGCCUGUGGAAAAAUUGGUUGCUAUUGGUAGUCGCGAGGAGAAGAAAAAGAGGAAAUACCAGCACCCUCUUUCUUUGCCGGCUACGACUAAGUGGGGUAGCGAUGAAGAGAUCACGCUGGAUCAGCAGAUUACGGGGACAGGUGGAUGUGCAAGCGAUGAACACCAGGAUGCGAAGAGUGACAUGUCUGCUGAAGACAGAGAUAAGAAGUUGAAAUCGAAUAAUCUGGGAAGGCAUGAGAGGCACAAUAUCAGAGUGACGGGGCAGGCGAGACCGGGUCGCCUGGACGACCUCUCGCGGGAUAUUGUCGUGACGCAGGAGUGGAAAGUCAGCUCGAAGUACUAG
This is a messenger RNA of Didymosphaeria variabile, 393 nucleotides long. RefSeq lists its product as uncharacterized. Bases 1 to 393 code for a protein of 130 amino acids. Lineage: Eukaryota; Fungi; Ascomycota; Dothideomycetes; Pleosporales; Didymosphaeriaceae. The record is from RefSeq and is a predicted model, not a curated record. The transcript has 2 exons.